Messenger RNA from Diceros bicornis minor, 2063 nucleotides. RefSeq names its product methyltransferase like 25B (gene METTL25B). Gene Ontology annotation, molecular function: rRNA (adenine-N6,N6-)-dimethyltransferase activity. Lineage: Eukaryota; Metazoa; Chordata; Mammalia; Perissodactyla; Rhinocerotidae. Bases 418 to 1845 code for a protein of 475 amino acids. The record is from RefSeq and is a predicted model, not a curated record. Gene Ontology annotation, biological process: rRNA modification. The transcript is spliced from 8 exons.
UGGGGAAGCCGCGACACACGCGAACUGCAGCGCGCCGGGAACCCAGCGCCUCACUUCCGGGAGAGGCGGGAAGUGUACCGGAAGGGGCGGGACCCGGAACUUCGCCUGCCCCUCUUCUGGGGUUGGCGCCGCGGCACGCGUCUGUGGCGUCACUGCGCUCGUGCCUUGCCCCACUGUCACCGACGCUGACACCUUCGUGCUGUGGGACGUCGCGACCUGUGACGUCAGGAGGGUGCCUCAGGUGUUCAACCCCAGCCUGGAGUCCCGGAAAGGCAGCGUCGGGGACCAGAUUCGGAGCGCUUUCUUCCCCUGCCACCUGCAGAGCUGAGCCCAGCCCGGGUCCUGGACCCGCCUGGGACUGAUCCUGGUUCCCUGCCACGGCGAUCUCGCUCCCGGCGCCACCGGCUGGACCCCGGGAUGCCGGGCGUCUCCGCCCGGGCCCUCUCUCACGAGGAGAGGAGGCAGCUAGCUGUGAACCUCACCCGCGUCCUGGCGCUCUACCGAUCCAUCCUGGACGCCUACAUCAUCGAAUUUUUCACAGACAACCUGUGGGGCACUCUCCCUUGCUCAUGGCAGGAAGCAUUGGAUGGACUGAACCCGCCACAGCUCGCCACACUGCUGCUGGGGAUGCCUAGGGAAGGGGAAGUGGUCAGGUACAGGUCGGUGUGGCCACUUACCCUGCUGGCCUUGAAGUCCACAGCCUAUGCCCUGGCAUUUACCCGGAAGCCUGGGUUUCAGAGCCCCUCAGAGUUCCUGGAGAACCCCAGCCAGAGCUCACGACUGACGGCUCCAUUCCGGAAACAUGUCAGGCCCAAGAAGCAGCAUGAGAUCCGGAGGCUGGGAGAGUUGGUGAAGAAGCUGAGUGACCUCACAGGCUGCACCCAGGUUGUGGAUGUAGGCUCAGGCCAGGGCCAUCUUUCCCGCUUCAUGUCCCUGGGGCUGGGGCUGAUGGUGAAGAGCAUUGAAGGGGAUCAAAGACUGGUGGAGAGAGCCCAGCGCCUGGACCAGGAGCUCCUGCAGGCUCUGGAGAAAGAGGAGAAGAGGAACCCACAGGUGGUCCAUACUGGCCCUCGCCACUUCCCGCACCACGUGGUUAGGUGGGUAGACCCCACGGCCCUGUGUGAGGAGCUUCUGCUUCCACUGGAGAGCUCACCUCAGGGUGGGGCCCGCUUGCUGCUCACAGGCCUCCAUGCCUGUGGGGAUCUGAGCGUCGCCUUGCUGAGGCACUUCUCCUGCUGCCCUGAGGUGGUGGCCUUGGCCUCAGUGGGCUGUUGCUACAUGAAGCUGAGUGAUCCUGGUGGCUACCCACUGAGUCAGUGGGUGGCUGGGCUGCCUGGCUACGAACUGCCCUACAGGCUGCGGGAGGGGGCCUGCCAUGCCCUGGAGGAAUAUGCUGAGCGGCUACAGAAAGCAGGCCCUGGCCUCCGAACCCACUGCUACCGGGCAGCGCUGGAGACAGUUAUCCGCUGUGCCCAGCCUGAGCUCCGUCGGCCAGGCGUGCAGGGGAUCCCCAGGGUCCACGAGCUCAAGAUCGAAGAAUAUGUGCAGCGGGGGCUACAGCGGGUAGGGCUGGACCCCCAGCUGCCGCUGAAUCUGGCUGCCCUUCGGGCCCACCAGGCCCAGGAGAACCGUGUGGUGACCUUCUUCAGCCUGGCCCUACUGCUGGCCCCACUGGUGGAGACACUGAUUCUACUGGACCGGCUGCUCUUCCUUCAGGAGCAGGGCUUCCACGCUGAGCUCCUGCCCAUCUUCACCCCUGAACUGUCUCCCAGAAACCUGGUUCUGGUGGCUACCAAGAGGCCGCUGGGUCAGGCCUUCUCUGUUCUGGAGACCGAAGACAGCUGACACAGCCUGAGGAAGGGCACAUCUCAGAGCCCAUCUGAACCACCCAGGUGCCACAGUGGGUGGCAGAGUCUGCACCUCCUUACCCAGAGAACCAGCAUCCUGCGUCCUCCCUGGAAUCCUGUUUCCCCACAAACCUUCAGCUUCAUAUCCUUUCUCUCCAUGUGUUAUGUAAUAUUAUGUAAAAAUUUAUUUUUCAUUUAUUAAAAAAUUGAAAUCUU